UUCCGUACAAAGGCAAAGACAUUUGCGGAAGUGUUUUUGUGUCGGGGCGUGUCGGCUUGUCAGAUAUAAAAACCAGUGAAUAACCUGUGUCAUUCUUCAUGUGAGUCUAACUCUUGCUGAGGAACAAACGGAGAUCAUCUAACAGCAGGAUGGCAGCAGCAACCCCUCUGACUACAGCCAACACCACCUUCUCUCUGGCUCUGCUGAAAAAGCUGAGUGAGGACAACAGCACCUCCAAUGUCUUCUUCUCUCCUUUCAGCAUCUCCUCAGCUCUGGCCAUGGUGAUGCUGGGAGCCAGAGGCAACACAGCCACCCAGAUGUCAGAGGUUCUCGGUUUCACUAAGGCGGAUAAGAUGACGAAAGCAGGGCCGCCGCAGAUGCAGAUGCAGCAGCAGCAGCAGGUCCAAUCCAAACUGCCAGCGUAUCUGUUAAAGACCUUGAAAACCCUGGAUAUCCAGGAUGACAUCCACUCCAGUUUUUCCCAGCUGCUGGGCGAGCUGAACAAGCCGGGCGCCCCAUAUGCCCUGAGUGUCGCCAACAGACUCUACGGCGAGCAGUCCUACCAGUUUGUUCAGGAUUACCUUGAGAAAACUGUGAAGCACUACCAAGCAGAACUGGAGAAGGUGGACUUUUCCAAAAACUCUGACGCAGCGAGGGUCAAUAUUAAUGGCUGGGUGGAGAGCAAGACACAAGGUAAAAUUAAGGACUUGCUGGCCGAGGGAUCAGUGAACGGGUUGACCAGGUUGGUUCUGGUCAACGCCAUCUACUUUAAAGGGAACUGGAACAAGCAGUUUAAUGCGACUGCCACCAAGGAAGCUCCGUUCAAAAUCAACAAUAACGAGACAAAGCCUGUGCUGAUGAUGUACCAGAAAUCAAAGUUUCCCCUUACCUUCAUCUCAGAAGUCAACUGCCAGAUCCUUGAGAUGCCGUACCAAGGGAAGGAGCUGAGCAUGCUCAUCUUUUUACCUAAUAGCAUGGAGGGAACAACUGGUCUGGAGAAGCUGGAGAAGGAGUUAACGUAUGAGAAGUUCAUGGAUUGGACCCGUCCAGACAUGAUGGAUGACACCGAGGUCAAUGUGGGCCUGCCUAGGUUCAAGUUGGAGGAGAAAUAUGACAUGAAGAGCGUCCUGAUGAGCAUGGGCAUGGUGGACGCCUUCGAUCAAGGGAGGAGCGACUUUUCCGGCAUGUCUCCUGCCAAUGACCUGUACGUGUCUGAGGUUUACCAUAAGGCCUUUGUGGAGGUCAACGAGGAGGGAACUGAGGCCGCUGCUUCUACCGGCGUCGUCAUGAUGCUGCGCUGCGCCAGGAUUCCUGCCAAGUUCAUCGCCGACCAACCCUUCCUCUUCUUCAUCCGACACAACCCCUCCAUGAGUGUUCUCUUCGCUGGUCGCUACUGCUCACCUGUGUGAGCUUUGUCCUUUAGAGUGAGGUUUCUGAACAGGAGGGAGGUCACAGCGCUGUGAAAACAGAUCUGCGGUUUCCAUCCUGUAGAUGUCAAACCAGUGCAGAGGAUUUUUACCUCUUUUUCAUGUGCCUUGCUGUAAUGUUAGUCUCUCACUGUUUAACCAAACAUGUUUGUUCAUGUUUGUAAAACAGCCCUGUUAGCUGCAGCUAGUUUGUAUGUUAAUGUGUCCCUUGAAGAAUUUGUUUUUUAAUCAUUUUGCCUUUUUAUCAACUGGCAGCAUAAACAAAACUGAACCCCAUGGUUGCAACAUUAUUUGCACUUUAUCUUCACAAAAUAUUAGAAUAAAUAAUGGUUUUUACACUUGAAGCAUAACCAAAGAGAAAUGAGAUUCUACAUAAAGCUUUUGUUGGAUCCAUAUCUUUGUAAUAAACGAGUAACUUGAAA
Messenger RNA from Cyprinodon tularosa, 1849 nucleotides. Its product is annotated as leukocyte elastase inhibitor-like. Gene Ontology annotation, biological process: negative regulation of endopeptidase activity. Lineage: Eukaryota; Metazoa; Chordata; Actinopteri; Cyprinodontiformes; Cyprinodontidae. Gene Ontology annotation, molecular function: serine-type endopeptidase inhibitor activity. The record is from RefSeq and is a predicted model, not a curated record. Bases 150 to 1409 code for a protein of 419 amino acids. The transcript has 10 exons.